CGCCGGCAUAGGAUUUCGAAACGACAGCUACCCACUGCCAGCACCACCGCCACCUCCACCGACAACCCCCAAUCUUCACUGAUUUGAGAUGAGGAGAUUUUUGGUUGAUAGAGAAAGUAUUGAGAAUGUGAAUGUUGAGCAAGCGGAAGCCGAAUUACAAUCACUACCUAAUAAUGUGAUUGAUGAGUUUAACCCAAAUGAGAUUGUGCGUGAUCCAGGUCUUAGGAAACAAAUUAAUGAGUAUGCUCCGGAUAUUCAAGACCAAGUGAGGAGGGCAUAUAUAUUGAAGGGUCCAAUGCAACCAGAUUUGACAAGUUUUCCUCGUACUCUAUUUGGAAGUGCUAAAAGAGCAUUUAGUAAAUCAUGGUAUAAGAAUUAUGCAUGGUUAGAAUAUAGUGAGAUAAAAGAUGCAGCUUAUUGUUUUUAUUGCUUUCUCUUUAAGAAACCCGGGAGAGCCGAGCACUUUGGUUUUGAAGUCUUCACUAAAAGUGGAUAUAAAGAUUGGAAGCAUGCAUCUCAAGGUUUGAAAGAUCACGUUGGUAGUCAUAAUAGUUUGCAUAACUCAUGUGUCAAGCACUACGAUGAUUAUAAUAAUCAAAGACAAAGUGUGGCUAGUAAGUUUGCUAGAGCAACCAAGGAAUCAGAAGAGUUAUAUAAGAUUCGUUUGACUUGUUCUGUAGAUUGUUCAAGAUAUCUAAUUGCACAAGGCAUGGCUUUUCGUGGCCAUGAUGAAUCCUCUAUUUCUCUAAAUAAGGGAAAUUUUAGAGAGAUGGUAGAUUGGGUAAAAGCUAAGGAUGAACAAGUGAGCGAUGCUUUUAAUCGUGGUGGAAAAAAUUGCACAAUGAUUUCUAGUGACAUUCAAAAGGAGCUUGCAAUGUGUUGUGCACAUGAAGUUACCAAGGUGAUUAUGGAAGAGCUUGGUGAUAGACAAUUUUCCGUGCUUAUUGACGAGUCACGUGAUAUAUCUAUCAAAGAGCAAAUGGCGGUGAUGUUGAGGUUUGUUAACGACAAAGGGCAUAUUGUGGAACGAUUCAUUGCUCUACAUCAUGUCAAAGAUACUACAUCUGAGGCAUUAAAGGAUGCUCUUUAUGGUAUUCUUGAUAAGUACACGUUAUCUAUUUCAAGGAUACGGGGGCAAGGAUAUGAUGGAGCUUCAAAUAUGAGAGGUGAAUUUAAUGGUUUGCAAAGAAAGAUUCUAGAUGAAAACCCUUAUGCUUUCUAUGUCCAUUGUUAUGCUCACCGUUUGCAAUUGGUUGUUGUGUCUGUUGCUAGUAGUUGCUCAUCUAUUCAUGAUUUCUUUGAGUACAUAUCCUUAAUUGUGAACACAACAAGUGCAUCUUGUAAGAGGAGAGAUGCCUUGACGGAGGCUCAACACCAAGAUAUUUUAAAUCAACUUGAGAGGGGUGAGAUAUCUAAAGGAAGGGGAUUGCAUCAAUCAUCUAGUCUCACUAGACCCGGGGAUACUAGAUGGGGUUCACAUCAUACUACAUUGCUUCGUUUGGAUCAAAUGUGGCCAUCUGUGUUAAAGGUACUUAGUAUGGUUGAUGGAGAUGGACGUGUAGCAUCUCAAGCAGCAGGUUUGAUAGAAAAAAUGGAGAGUUUUAAAUUUUCUUUUAUUUUGAAGUUAAUGUUAAAGUUGUUUGGUAUCACAAAUGAGCUUUCAAAUGUCUUGCAAAGAAAAGAUCUUAAUAUUGUGAAUGCCAUGGAAUUAGUUGAUGUUGUGAAAGCUCGGCUGGCCACAAUGAGGGAUAGUGGUUGGGAUAAUUUAUUUUCCGAUGUAAAAGAAUUUUGUGUUGCUAAAUGUAUUCCGGUGCCUAAUAUGGAUGAUGAAAUACCAGUUCGAGGUCGGUCAAGGGCAGAAGGGAGGACUAUCACUAAUCUUCAUCAUUACCGUGCAGAGAUUUUUUAUGUAGCUAUUGACAAAAUAUGUGUCGAGAUGGAUCACCGCUUUAGUGAAGGAAGUAACAUUAUCCUUGAUUGCUUCUCAUGUCUUGACCCCAAGAACUCCUUCUCUAAGUUUGAUGUUGAUAAGUGUCAUACCCCAAAAUUUGCCCAUACUAUUUCUCAUGCAUAAAACCAAAUCAAAAGACAAAGCUCCAAAACACAUUCUCCCAUACAAAGUUCUGAACUAGGGUUUGGUUCUUUCAAAGGAGAAUCACUGAAUCAAUGGCUCAAGGUGGUUCCAUAGGGUCACUAACAUCCCAAAGUAUCUCCCUGUAAAGUUGCAAGUCAAUCAGAGCAAAUUGAGUCCCUCAAAUCUUGAUUAGGUCAACAGUCGACUCUCAAGGGCAAAAUAGUCAUUUCAAGUCAAUAUACAGUCAAAGUUCAAGAUAUUUGGUCAACAACAUCCUCAUAACCCUAAAAUCAUCAUUUGAUCAAAGAUUGAUCAUGAUGAUGCAAGGAAAGAUCAGAAAAGUCAAAAGUCAAAAGUUACUAUUUUGGGCAUGAACUGAAAAAGUCAACCAAACUUUGAAAAUUCACCAAAUAUUCAUACUUCAUCAGAAAAAUUCCCAUCAAAGCUCAUUUUAAAGGGAAUUCAUUCCUCUAUCUAAUGGUCCAAGAAUCAGAGC
Vicia villosa (hairy vetch) is the source of this 2570-nucleotide messenger RNA. RefSeq lists its product as uncharacterized. Lineage: Eukaryota; Viridiplantae; Streptophyta; Magnoliopsida; Fabales; Fabaceae. The record is from RefSeq and is a predicted model, not a curated record. The transcript has 3 exons. The coding region runs from base 89 to 2074 and encodes 661 amino acids.